Gekko japonicus is the source of this 3854-nucleotide messenger RNA. It is a transcript of the gene ZFAT, whose product is annotated as zinc finger and AT-hook domain containing. Gene Ontology annotation, biological process: regulation of transcription by RNA polymerase II. The record is from RefSeq and is a predicted model, not a curated record. Gene Ontology annotation, molecular function: DNA-binding transcription factor activity; RNA polymerase II cis-regulatory region sequence-specific DNA binding. The transcript has 17 exons. Lineage: Eukaryota; Metazoa; Chordata; Lepidosauria; Squamata; Gekkonidae.
CCCUCCUGCUGUCCCACUAUGGAGGCACCCUCGGCAGGGAACAGAUCCAUCUUCAUGUGCAAACUCUGUAACUUAUUUUCCCCAAGCCAGUCAGAGCUGCUGUCCCACGUCUCCGAGAAGCACACGGAAGAAGGGAUUACGGCGGACGACAUCAUCAUUCCGCUCAGGCCUCUUACGGCGCCCUCCAAUCUGAAUAAAAGCGGGGAAGAGCUUCUUGUAGUGAAGAGGAGAAGAGGUAGACCCAAGGGCUCGACCAAGAAAUUUUAUGCUGAGGAAGAAUCAGUAGAAAGCAGUAACUGUGUUCCGAGCGAGGAUGUGCAGCCAGGACCUGAAGGAGGAGGAGGAGGAGGAGAACUGGAAGAGGUCUCACCGGGCAACUUGGAAUGCAGAAAGUGCAGCCGGAAAUUCUCUAAUUCCCGGCAGCUAAGAAAACACAUCUGCAUCUUAGUUAAACCUGAAGACCUUGAAGAUGAAGGUGAUCCAGGCGACGAUUCUGACGCUGACCUUGACAGCAGGGAAGAGGAGCGAGAAAAGGCACCUAAGAGGCCACGGCUACAGAGAACGGAGAAGAGCCUUUUGGCAAAGGAAGCAGACCAGGUCUCGGGACCCAAGAACCCCAUUAUAAGUGUGGUUUUGACAGCCCACGAAGCUAUUCCAGGAGCUACAAAGAUAGUCCCAGUGGAGGCUGCUUCUCCGGAAACCGAACCAGCAGCCAAUCUGGAGACGUCAGCGUUGGACUCGUCGCAGCGCAGAGGGUAUCAGGAAUAUGCCAUUCAACAAACCCCCUAUGAGCAACCUAUGAAAUCCAGCAGGCUAGGAGCAACUCAGUUAAAGAUUUUUACAUGUGAAUACUGCAACAAAGUGUUCAAAUUCAAGCACUCCCUUCAGGCCCACUUGAGGAUCCACACCAACGAGAAGCCAUACAAGUGCUCGUUCUGCAGCUAUGCGAGUACCAUCAAAGCCAACCUGAACGUCCACCUGCGGAAGCACACGGGGGAGAAAUUUGGCUGCGACGACUGCCCUUUCACUUGCCUGAGCAAAGGCCACCUGAAGGUCCACGUGGAGAGAGUCCACAAGAAGAUCAAGCAGCACUGCCGCUUCUGCAAGAAGAAGUACUCGGACGUCAAGAAUCUGAUCAAGCAUAUCAAGGAAGCCCACGAUUUGCUGGACAAAAAAGUGAAGGAUGUGUUUGACGAGCUCCGCUUGAUGACCCGCGAAGGCAAGAGGCAGCUGCUGUACGACUGCCACAUCUGCGAGCGCAAGUUCAAAAACGAACUGGAUCGUGACAGGCACAUGCUCGUCCAUGGAGACGAGAGGCCUUUCGCUUGCGAGCUGUGCGGCCAUGGAGCCACCAAGUACCAGGCGCUGGAGCUUCACGUCCGGAAGCAUCCCUUUGUGUACGUCUGUUCCGAGUGCUCCAAGAAAUUUGUCAGCUCCAUCCGGCUCCGCUUGCACAUCAAAGAAGCGCACGGGGAUUUGCCGGAGUCAUCCGUUUUUAACAGUUCCAUCAAUCAGAGCUUUUGCUUGCUGGAACCAGGUGGGGAUAUCCAGCAGGAAGCCCUUGGUGAACAGUUGUCUCAGACAGCCGCAGAACUCUCGCUCUUAAACUCCAAGGCCCUUUGUAUACCGAAGAAAACUGUUUGCGCCGGUGAAUCAGAUAGCCAUCGUGAUAGCUCGGGGGACAAUUUAGCUGCCGCUCCUUCAGAGCUUCCAGUUCCAAGUGCUGUAGAUCCUCUUUGCCAGCCAUCAACCCAAUCAGAAUCCCAAGAUGGGUGCCCACAAAGUGAUUCAGGUGUCUUUCUUCUGAGAGGUUCUUCAGAAGAAGAAAAGUCGUCUCUUGGAAAGGAAGAGGAACCCUCUCGUGAUCGCUCGAUAGAUGGAGAGGGUGAAGUGAUUCAGCUCCCUGGAGAUGAAAGCUCCAGUGUUGACAGGGAUACCCAAGAUCCCCAGUGCACGCCUGAUCCUUUGGAAAAUGGCCAAUCUUCUGGCCCUCUGGAGCAGGGAGAUAACACGUCAGCAACGGAAAAGGUGGACCCCUCAACCCCACUUCCUCUUCUGGAAUCGAACGCUGCCACCGGUGAGAAUGCUGAUUCUCUCACACCAUCUUCAGAUCAUCGAACUGGGGCUGCAGCUUUUAUGCAGAUUCUGGACAGUUUGCAGAAAAGACAAAUGAACACGACCUUGUGCGAGAAGAUCAGGAAGGUCUACGGAGACUUGGAAUGUGAAUACUGUGUGUCUACAAAUGGUGGAAUCUAUACAUUGGUCUGCAAGAGGAAAGAGCACAGAAAUACCAUGCGGAGAAGUGUCUUGGAGGAAUGUCUUGGCAAACCACUCCAGUUUUUCCCCUCUGACCACAGGAUCUCUUUAGUACUCAGCAGCCCUCUCUGCGGCAGCACCAAUGCAGAUUCUAAGCCUGGCUUCUGCUCUCAAUGCAACUAUUCUUCCAUCACCAAAAACUGCCUUAAAAGACACGUAGUCCAGAAGCACAGUAACAUUUUGCUGAAGUGUCCCACCGAGGACUGCGAUUAUUCCACCCCAGAUAAAUACAAGCUGCAGGCACACUUGAAAGUUCAUACAGAGAUGGACAAAAAGAAUUAUUCCUGCCCCGUGUGCGAGAAAUCGUUUUCCGAAGACCGACUUAUAAAGUCACACAUAAAGACAAACCACCCGGAGGUUUCGAUGAACACCAUCUCCGAGAUUGUGGGCAGGAGGGUUCAGCUGAAAGGGCUGAUCGGAAAGCGGGCGGUGAAGUGUCCCUAUUGCAAUUUUUAUUUCAUGAAGAACGGGUCAGACCUCCAGCGUCAUAUUUGGGCCCACGAAGGCAUCAAGCCGUUCAAGUGCUCUCUCUGCGAAUACGCCACUCGAAGCAAGAGCAACCUGAAAGCUCACAUGAACCGGCACAGCACCGAGAAAACCCACCUGUGUGACAUGUGCGGGAAGAAGUUCAAAUCGAAAGGCACCCUGAAGAGCCACAAACUCCUCCACACUGCAGAUGGGAAACAGUUCAAGUGCACGGUUUGUGAUUACACCGCUGCCCAAAAGCCCCAGCUCCAGCGUCACAUGGAGCAGCACGCUUCGUUCAAGCCUUUCCGGUGUGCUCACUGCCAUUAUUCCUGCAAUAUAUCUGGCUCCCUGAAGAGGCAUUACAACAGGAAGCAUCCUAAUGAGGAGUACGUCAAUGCAGGUUCCGGCGAGCUGGCGGCCGAAGCUCUUCUCCAACAAGGUGGUAUAAAGUGCCCCGUUUGCAACUUUGUGUAUGGCACCAAAUGGGAAUUCAACAGACACCUCAAAAACAAACAUGGACUCAAGCUGAUGGAGCAGGACGGGCCGAUGAAGUGGGAGCCCACCGUGGAAGUUUCUGAGGAGACGGCGACCCAGUAUCUCCACAUCACGGGAACAGAAGAUGCGCCAGGGACUGAGGCGGCAGUGGCGGCACUGCAGAACCUGCAGUACACCUCAGAAAACGGCGGACCACCUGACCCCACAGCUGUCAACAUCCUACAGCAAAUCAUCGACCUGGGCGCAGAGCCCCACGACGCAGCGGCCGUCGCCUCCGUGGUCGCCGUGGCCCCCAGUACCGUAACCGUCGUGAAGCAGGUCACGGAAGAGUAGCCAGCUGCCAACCACACGGUCAUGAUCCAGGAAACGUUGCAGGAGGCUUCAGUAGAGUUGCAGGAGGCUCCAGUAGAGCAUCAUCUGGUCAUCUCCAACGAGGUGGAAGGGAUCGGGACAGUGACUGUCUAUACCCAGGGAGGAGAAGCCUCAGAGCUUAUCGUAUAUGUGCAGGAAGACAUGGAGGCCGUGGAGGCGCAGGCAGUGGAGGACGAACCGUCUGCACAGAAGAUCUAGCUACA